Messenger RNA from Perca flavescens (yellow perch), 1559 nucleotides. RefSeq names its product adenine nucleotide translocase lysine methyltransferase (gene antkmt). Gene Ontology annotation, cellular component: mitochondrion. Lineage: Eukaryota; Metazoa; Chordata; Actinopteri; Perciformes; Percidae. Gene Ontology annotation, molecular function: protein-lysine N-methyltransferase activity. The transcript is spliced from 6 exons. The record is from RefSeq and is a predicted model, not a curated record. Bases 90 to 782 code for a protein of 230 amino acids. Gene Ontology annotation, biological process: positive regulation of proton-transporting ATP synthase activity, rotational mechanism; peptidyl-lysine trimethylation; regulation of mitochondrial ATP synthesis coupled proton transport.
AUCAGCCAUCAUUACACUAGUGGCCAUCAGUGGCUCCGGCAGGAUUCUAUUUCUUACUACGCAGAAGAAUCGCCUGCACUCUAGUAGGAAUGGAUGACAAUGGACCAGAUAAGGACUUUGCUGAGCUAAAGACCAGGGACAUCGGAGGAUGGGGUGUUGCACAGAUAGCUGCUGGCAGUGGGCUUGCUGUAUAUGCUAUGUGGGUGGGAAUCCUCCAGCCAGGCUUCCGAAAAGUCCCCUUGAGGCUACAGGUCCCAUACAUUCCUGCCAGCAAAGCUCAAGUAGACCAUGUAAUGACAUUGCUGAGAGGUCGAAAGGGAGGCCUUGUAGAUUUGGGAUCUGGUGAUGGUCGCAUUGUCUUGGAAGCCCAUCGGCAGGGUUUCACUCCUGCUGUUGGUUAUGAGCUCAACCCUUGGCUUGUUCUCAUGUCCCGCUUUCAUGCGUGGAGAGCAGGCCAUCAUGAAAAAGUAUCGUACCGACGUGAAGAUCUCUGGAAGGUCAACUUGACAGAAUGCAAGAAUGUCACAGUGUUUUUGGCUCCAAGCGUGCUUUCAUUAUUGCAGCAGAAGUUGGAGGCUGAGCUUCCUGAUGAUGCCUUAAUGGUAGCUGGUCGUUUUCCCUUCCCUGACUGGACACCCUGCAGGAUUGAAGGACAUGGUGUGGACAGGGCCUGGGCAUAUAGCAUGCAAGCACAAAGACGGAACACCUUCAAGAAAAAUGACAGACAGCUCACAGAUAUCGACCUCAACAAGGAACUAACCAAGGAGAAAGGAUCCACUUAAAGCUACAUGGGUGAUUUGUUUGUACAUUUGAUUUGUUAUUAGCAAAGUUUAAACCAGAAAUUCCUGAGCAAGGGUUUCUGUUAUAUUCAUAAAUGGAAAACCAUACCUUUGCCUUAAGAAAACUGUAGAUAUUUUAGGGAUUACCUGCCUGGGGGGGAGGGGGGUGAGUAAACUGCAUUUUGUUCUGCUGUGUUAAGUAUAUUCUAGAGAUUCUUUUAUUCCCGAUUUGAAUACCUGACCUUGCGUAUCGGCUAAUACUGAGCACAGAUCCGAUACCAGUGCGUAUGGAUGUGAUACAUUAUUGCUAUCAUUGUUGUAUGGCCUAGCUCAGGUUCAACGGCCUUUUAAACAUGAACAAAUACAUACAGAAAAUUAAUGUCAUAGAACUUUAUGUUUUUAUCAAGUUUCAAAGUUGGUCUUACAGUAAAAAGAACAUAAAUAAACUAUUUUAAAGUAGAUGGUGCUGCUAGUUUUGUACCUGUAUGAUGAGUAAAAAUGUAAAUGCUUUGUGUGUGAUGGUCAAAGGCCGUUAGUGCUGUGGAAAUGUCUUUGUCUCAGCAAGUUUGGAAUGUGGCUAUUCACGCUCUGACGUCAAAAGGGGUUAGUGUGUUUUCCCCCAAUCUCCCAAACAGAUUGUAACACUUGUUUUAUGGGGUCCAUAGUGUAUAAAGGGUACAUGCAGUAUUAUUGCAGCAGUAACAACAGUAUCCCUGUAGUACAUCCCUUGAUGGUAAAACAUACCCUCUGUAUACAUACUGUAUGUAGGUGCAUAUUUUG